GGCUAUUUCUCCUGUAUGGUGGACAUCCUGCUCAAUACUUCUUUCUUGGAUGAUAUGGGGGAUCAUUCAAAAAAGAAGUCGGGAAUCGCAAUGUGUGUGGGCUGUGGAAGUCAGAUACACGACCAGUACAUCCUGAGAGUCUCCCCGGACCUGGAGUGGCAUGCAGCCUGCCUCAAGUGUGCAGAGUGCAACCAGUACCUGGACGAGACCUGCACUUGCUUCGUCCGAGACGGAAAGACUUAUUGUAAAAGAGAUUACGCAAGGUUGUUUGGCAUCAAAUGUGCAAAGUGUAACAUGGGCUUCUGCAGCAGCGACCUGGUGAUGCGAGCUCGGGACAAUGUGUAUCACAUGGAGUGUUUUCGGUGCUCGGUUUGCAGUCGACACCUCCUGCCGGGAGACGAGUUCUCUCUGCGGGACGACGAGCUGCUGUGUCGGGCGGAUCACGGCUUGCUGGUGGAGCGGGCCACCGCAGGGAGCCCGCUCAGCCCGGGGAGCAUUCACACCAGACCGCUGCACAUCUCAGACACGGUUUCGGUCCGGCAUCCUCCUCAUCACCGGAACAACGUCCACAAGCAGACGGAGAAGACCACCCGGGUCCGGACGGUGCUAAACGAGAAGCAGCUCCACACGCUGAGGACCUGCUACAACGCCAACCCGCGACCGGACGCUCUGAUGAAGGAGCAGCUGGUGGAGAUGACCGGCCUCAGCCCCAGGGUGAUCCGCGUCUGGUUUCAGAACAAGCGGUGCAAAGACAAGAAGAGGUCCAUCCUGAUGAAGCAGAUUCAACAACAGCAACACAGCGACAAAACGAAUCUGCAGGGCCUGACAGGCACACCUCUGGUGGCAGGCAGUCCUAUACGGCACGACAACACCGUGCAAGGGAAUACUGUGGAGGUGCAAACCUACCAGCCACCGUGGAAAACUCUCAGCGACUUCGCCCUGCAGAGCGACCUGGACCAGCCCGCCUUCCAACAACUGGUGUCUUUCUCCGAAUCGGGCUCUCUGGGCAACUCCUCGGGCAGUGAUGUGACCUCUUUGUCGUCGCAGUUACCGGACACACCGAACAGUAUGGUGCCGAGUCCCGUGGACACGUGAGGAGGCCUCGAGGUCAGCUGCG
Messenger RNA from Micropterus dolomieu (smallmouth bass), 1117 nucleotides. RefSeq names its product ISL LIM homeobox 2a (gene isl2a). Gene Ontology annotation, molecular function: DNA-binding transcription factor activity, RNA polymerase II-specific; cis-regulatory region sequence-specific DNA binding. NCBI's taxonomy places the organism in Eukaryota, Metazoa, Chordata, Actinopteri, Centrarchiformes, Centrarchidae. Gene Ontology annotation, biological process: positive regulation of transcription by RNA polymerase II; axonogenesis; neuron fate specification. Gene Ontology annotation, cellular component: nucleus. The record is from RefSeq and is a predicted model, not a curated record. The transcript is spliced from 6 exons. The coding region runs from base 16 to 1095 and encodes 359 amino acids.